UUUGACACCGCUAGAAUCGAAGAAAAAAUACCAAAGACAAAAUAAGCGAAGAAUAGUUUUUCAACGAGAAUUUUCAAAAAAUAACUAAAUGAUUGUAUAAAACGCCAUGAGUAGUCGGUAAUAUCAAAGGCAUAUAUUAUGGCUCGAUAUAAAUCUGUGUAAAAAAUAUAAAAGGGUAAUAAUCAGUGGGUGUCCGACUUGAGACCAUUGAAGAGCUACAACAAUCUUAGAAAACAAACUGUAAAUGUUACAACCUACAAGGCUGGAUUAUUACCAAGAAGCUGUUUUUCAUUGAGAGAAACAUCGUCUAGUUGUUGAGUUCUGCAAUUUUUAAAUAUUCUACACUCCUCCGCCAAAUAAUCAUAUUCUAGUACCGUUCAGACGCCCCACCCCCACCCAAAUAAUAAAUACAUAUGUACAUAGGCGACGGCGACGUUGGGUUAAGCCUACAAGCGAUGACAAAAUUUGGUGACUGAACCACUAAUCACGUGUGAAUAAAGAGAAGACGCCACGUAUAUGUCCAGUGGAAUUCGUUGACAUCAAAAAAGAGAACAAGAAAGACAUUGAUUGCAUUUAUUAGUCCAGAAUACUUCUAUUAAGAUAUAACUUUAAAAAGAAAAUCGAAAACUUAUUUAAAUCCUUAGUAUUACGAACACAUCUGAAAUACUACCACAACAACUACAUAAAGCUACAGAUUACACAUUAAAAUGGGUAAUAAAAAUUCAUGUUGUGCCUACUCGAGUCCACAAUCGGACCGAAAGUCCAAAGAUAUACCGCCCGUCUAUGAGGAACGUCAUCAUAUACACCAACACACCUCGCAACAUCAUCUAACAGAUGGUGUAGUUCACACAGCAUCUACCGCUGCCAUACACCACAAUCCAGAAAUGGUGGACAAUUCACAAACUCUACAGCAUAUAUCAGAGCGCGAGGCGACAGAGGGAGAAGAAGACCCUUCUGUUGACCCUACCGCAGCCACAAUGUUUCUCGAACGCUCAAAAGUGGAAAACGGGGGCAUUACACGCAAACGAUCUCAGCACCAAAUAGCACAGCACAAUUCUUCCGGUGGCUUGAAAAAGUCUUCUUCGUGUUCCACGAUAUACUUGGAUGACAGUACAGUGUCCCAACCGAAUUUAAAGAACACCGUCAAAUGUGUUUCUCUAGCCAUUUAUUAUCACAUAAAAAAUCGUCAAUUUGACAGACGUCUAGAUAUUUUUGAUGAGAAACUACAUCCCUUGACACAUGAUCCCGUUCCCAAUGAUUAUGAUUCGCACAAUCCCGAACACAGACAAAUAUAUAAGUUUGUACGUACUCUAUUCAAUGCGGCCCAGUUAACUGCUGAGUGUGCCAUCAUAACUCUAGUCUACUUGGAACGUCUGUUAACUUAUGCAGAACUGGAUAUAGCUCCUUGCAAUUGGAAGCGCAUGGUUUUGGGCGCCAUUCUGCUGGCCUCCAAGGUAUGGGAUGAUCAAGCGGUAUGGAACGUAGACUACUGUCAAAUCCUUAAAGACAUUACCGUGGAGGAUAUGAAUGAGCUGGAAAGGCAAUUCUUAGAACUUUUGCAAUUUAACAUCAAUGUUCCAUCAUCAGUAUAUGCCAAGUACUACUUUGACUUGCGAACUCUGGCCGAAGCCAAUGAACUGUCAUUUCCCACUGAGCCUCUGUCCAAAGAGAGGGCACAGAAACUGGAAGCAAUGUCACGAGUAAUGCAAGAUAAGGUUACAGCAGAAGCUUUGAAGAAUGGCAUUAAGAAAUGGUCGUCUAUGGACAACAUAAGCCAAGGUGGACCUAGGCGUAGUGUAGCUAUUUUAUCGUGAUUUUUAUUAGUCUAUUAAGAUGUUCGACAAUGGUUUUGAUGCAACAUUUGAGGUUUGCAAACUAUUUGAAAAUGAAACGGAAACUAAUUGCCAAAAUUAAAUAUUCUUUUUUUGUGUGCACAUAACAAUUUUCUUCGAUAUUAAAGCGUUUGCUUAGCAAAAUGCUGCUGAACACAAAACUGAAUAUUAUUAAUACGUAUUAAUUCAAUAGCGAAACGUUUUAAAGUAGAGAAGUACACAUGAAAUUACUAUCAAAUACAAAGAACUCCAAUUAUCAGCUACUACAACUGAACAACAAACGCAAUUUUGAAACUAGAUUUUAAACCCAAAAAUAAACGAAACUAAUUCGUUUAAAUAUUUUUAUGGAUCAUUGAUUUGGCUGCUAUAAGAAAAUAAUUAAAUUAUGAAACCAUUUUCUUUUAAUGUUUGUUUUUAUUUUUAUUCUUUUUUUUUUUUUUUUUUUGCAUGUUAAAUAUUGUAUUUGUAUAUUGAGCAGAUAAACUAAAGCAAAACUUUUGUAAUGAAUUUAUGUGAUGUUUAAUUUAUGUUUAAUUAAAUUUCUGAAACUUCCUCUUGUUUAUAAAUACGUUUUUAUUGUAUUGCAAUUUUAUACUGUAAGAAUCCGGAUUCCUUAAAUAAACGAAUGGAUUAGAAGGUAUAGGAAUAUGUAGAAAUACAAUGGCGUAGUAGGUAUGUGACAAUAGAAAAUUGCAAACAUUUUAACUAUGAUAUGAAGUUGAUACACGAGUAUAAGUUUAUUUUAAACUUACAACCAGCGUGAUAAACAAAAAAUUUACGCCGUUGCAAUAGGAAUGAUAAAAUUUAAUUUUAAACUGCUUAAGGAUUACUAACUAUAAAAGGUGACACAAGAAUUUUAAAUACCAAAUACUGAUAUAAAACCAGAUAUAAACGACCAGGAGCAUUAUGUGAAGUACGUAGAAGCACGUUUGUAGUCUUAGUUUUUUAAACUUUCGGAAGUGGAAUAUAUUGAAGAGAUAACAAUGGGAGAAGCCAAUAACUUGUAAGUGGUAAUCACAAUAAUUACCCAAUUGUCAAAAACAUAUAAUUUUAUAUUUUUUAUACAUAAUUCUAGCAACAAAUACAAGACGUUUUAUUGCGCGACAUGAUGAUACGUUGUAGAUAAUUUUUGUUUACUUUUUUCCAAAUUUUCGUUUUGUUCUAACUAAGCACUAAUUUCAUACGUACAUAUGUACUAUGUCGUCAAAAUAUCCAUCAUUGUAAGUCAUAAGUAAUAAAUCAAAUCUUGCAUACUGCAUACCCGACGUAAUUUACGUAUUCAAUAAAUUUAAAUAUUUUACAAUGAAAACAAAACAAUAAAUAAUAUAAAACAAAAAUCAAUUUCAAAUAUCAA
Musca domestica (house fly) is the source of this 3186-nucleotide messenger RNA. RefSeq names its product cyclin-Y. The coding region runs from base 708 to 1814 and encodes 368 amino acids. NCBI's taxonomy places the organism in Eukaryota, Metazoa, Arthropoda, Insecta, Diptera, Muscidae. The record is from RefSeq and is a predicted model, not a curated record. Gene Ontology annotation, biological process: regulation of cyclin-dependent protein serine/threonine kinase activity; regulation of canonical Wnt signaling pathway. Gene Ontology annotation, molecular function: protein kinase binding; cyclin-dependent protein serine/threonine kinase activator activity. The transcript is spliced from 4 exons. Gene Ontology annotation, cellular component: plasma membrane.